Molecule: messenger RNA, 1047 nt
Organism: Plasmodium vinckei vinckei
Lineage: Eukaryota; Apicomplexa; Aconoidasida; Haemosporida; Plasmodiidae
Product: ribonuclease H2 subunit B, putative
Exons: 1
Coding region: 1-1047 (348 amino acids)
Source: RefSeq, a predicted model, not a curated record
AUGGAUAACGAAAAUGCAUUUUUGUUUCAUAUAUUUGCGCCAUAUACACAUAAAAAUGGGGAUACACACAAAAAUAUGAUAAGAAAUUACUCUUUUAUAAAAUUACCAAGCAUAUCAGAACCCUCUAAGCCCGUAUUAUACCAUUAUAACGAACAAAGUAAUGAAUUAUAUUUACUAGAAAGGAAUUAUUAUAAUCCUCAAAUUGAGGCAAUUAAGCAUGAACAUGAAAAAAUAAAUAAAAGUCAUAUAUCUAUAUUUAUUAAUAAUUAUGCUAUAGAAAAUGAAUACAGCUUUUUCUGUUAUCCUAUUGAUGCUAUUUUUAUUUUUAUAUCUAUAAUAUAUAAGAACUAUUCAAACAAUACCUAUAUAACAUUAGAAGACUUACUAGAUAAUGUAUUGGGUUGUGACAUUGAUGAUCCUCAAAAAACAAAUCAAGUUAUUAAAAAUACAUUAUAUAUUUUUAAUAAAAAUGUAAAUGAAAUAAAAGAUAGACUAAAAAUAAUAUGUGAUGAAUUAUAUGAAAAUGGAAAAUUAUUUUUUAAACCAAAUAUCCAAAAAAUUAAAAAAUUUUAUAAUUUUAAAUGUAUUAUGUUAUAUAAUUAUAUAGUAGAAAAUAAAAUUGUUUUCCCUGAUUAUUCUCAAAAAAUGGAUAAAGAAUUGCUAGAAAAAUAUCAUACAUCUCUUAAAAAUGAGCAAAUAUUAAAAAUAACUAAUGAAGGAAAUAUCAAUGAAAUAGACAAAUAUAAAGAAUAUACAAAACACAUAGAUACCUAUUUUGUCGAACAUAAUAAUGCAUAUUAUAAAUUUAAUGGGCAAAAUUUAAAAACUUUUAUUUGGUUAAUUAUGAAAGGAUUUAUGUAUUCAUCAUUAAGUGAAAAACUUAUACCACAAGAUAUAUCUGAUAACUUAAAUAAAAUUAAAGAGGAAACUAAAAAAAUCAAAAUUCAACAAAAUGAAACAUUCACAAAAGGUAAAAAACAUACAUUACAAACUCCAAGAAAUCAAUUAAUGAUUGACUCAUUUUUUAAAAAAAAAAAAGUUAAAUAA